Molecule: messenger RNA, 537 nt
Organism: Cooperia oncophora
Lineage: Eukaryota; Metazoa; Nematoda; Chromadorea; Rhabditida; Trichostrongylidae
Source: the annotation of a GenBank genome assembly
AUGCAUCAGUUCCAUGCCCAUGCUCAAUUCGUUGGAUUGUUAAUUAUUGGGGCAAAACCAGAUUUCAAGAGCAUGCAGAGCUGCGGAUUUCCACCUACAUUAGAUAUAGCAUACACAGGCGACAUCACUUACUGUCUUUGGGAUAACUGCCAUGACAAUUUCUCAGAUCCACUGCACUUAUUCAAUCAUGUCAUGACACAUAUUGACUUUCUCAGUAGCGACGAUCGUGUUUGUGAUGAAGAAUCAAUGUCACUUCCACAACAUAGAUGUCUUUGGGAAAACUGUUACCGGCAGUUUGAAAUACAAAGGAGAUUUGAGCUCUGUCUUCUAUGCCAGCGUCGCUUUGGCGAUGAGCGCUCAUUGGUGAACCACGUGCGGCGUCACAUCAACGGAAGACAGUGCCCUACUUGUGGAUUAGCUGUUCAGUUGCCGUCUGACUUGCACCGGCAUAUAUUGGUGAAGCACACAGAAAGGAUAAAGACGCUGACUUGUCCCGAAUGCGACAAAAGCUUCUAUUGUGCUGUAAGUUUUUUAUAG